Molecule: messenger RNA, 2975 nt
Organism: Haliotis rufescens (red abalone)
Lineage: Eukaryota; Metazoa; Mollusca; Gastropoda; Lepetellida; Haliotidae
Exons: 6
Coding region: 463-2367 (634 amino acids)
Biological process (GO): proteolysis
Molecular function (GO): cysteine-type endopeptidase activity
Source: RefSeq, a predicted model, not a curated record
UGUUAUUGAGUGAACACCUGGCCUGUUAAACGGCUUAACACCAUAGGCUCCGUACAAAUGGCAGUGGACACACCCGUCAGUCCGAUUACUUCACCGAUUCGUCCAAUUCAAACUAUUUUAUUUUAAACUAUGUUCUCUAUAUAAUUACGUUUUACGUGCUGUCGUGGACACGUCAUCAACGUAUUAUCUUGUUCGUGGACGUAAAAAACCCUAAGUCAGCAAUCGCAGUAUUAGUUCCGGAUAUUAGUGACGCAGUGUCGACAUAUCAACACAUACCUGAUAAAAAUAAAGAUUCCGUCAUGCGUGCUUCUAUAUAUGAUUCUUAUACAUGCGUAAUCGACAAAUCUAACCUCACACCUUCAUAUUAAACUAAGGAUUAGUUUUAGCAGUAAUAUUUAAAGAAAAACGCAAGUGGAACAGAAGCGAAUGGACAAUUGAAACGAUAGGAAUACAUGAUUAUCAAUGGCAUCAAUGGCGGAAUCAUAUCGAAGCGGUGUACCAAAUUCCAUAGUCAACGACCUCUUACAAAGGUCAUGCAGCCUUGAAACUGAAGAUGACGAUAGUGGGUCAAGUGUUGAUGACCUUCCACAGGUCAAGGACAUUAUGAAAGAAGAAAUGAUCAAAUGUAUCCAGAAUGUUGAGGAAAGGUUUCAGGUGUAUACUAAGAAAUGUGCCAAGUUGCUACAACUGGGCCAAUGUAAUCCCAAGAAAGUUCAAAGGGCUAUUUCCUACAUGGAGAAUUACCUCAUGCAAGAAUUCCGUGAAAGGGAACCAUAUAUGAUAGAAAAAGACGACAAGAGAAUUAACGUGCACAGAGAUGCUCUGAAAAACUGCUACCCCGAAAUUAUCAGCAACCUUGAACUUGAGUCCUCUUAUGUCCUUGACCGACUUUUGGAAGAUGACGUCAUGUCUGUUGCUGACAAGGACAGUAUUAUCCUGAAAGGAACCAAACGGUCUCAGAAUGAAGAAUUUUUCAGAUAUAUCCAUGGGAGAGUGACAUUUGAAGAAUUCCAUCGCUCCCUCCUCCCCAGCCUAAGGAAAGAUCACGCCCACCUGGCUGAUAUAAUCUCCACAGAACUGGAUGUUCUAGAUGAGUCUACUGAGGACGCUCAGUGUGGUACAUGUAAGGCGUUGAGAAUCGUCCAGGUGAAGAGACUGGCGACACCCCUGUUCAGCGCAGGGGCUAUAGACAUUGCUUUCCAUGCCGAUCUGAAAAGUGCUGCCAUCACCAACAGCCAGAAAUGGUCGGAACUAUUGAAACACGACGACGUGGCCCAUGUCCACAUUAUCAAGGCCAUGAAGACGAAAUUCCCAGAUCUGUACCACGAGUUCAAGCGGAGGAACAUAACCAAACUGGAAUGCUUCUGUGGCGUCCCCGACACCUCCGGCUUCAUGGCCUUGCCUGGUCAACAGUCUGAUGUGACGGCACCAACGACCACUGGGCAGUACGAUGUAGCUGUGCUAGAUGACGUCCAGUCAUUCCUGUCUCUGCAAGUCCAAGACACCGAGUCUGCGUAUCCCAUGAAUGCCCGUCCCCGUGGUAUCUGCGUUAUCAUCAACAACCGCGACUUCGAAGACAGCAGGGAUGCUGCGCGUCUCAGUAACAGCGGAGAGCCUCGUCUUGCGAAGAGGGAAGGGACCGACAUCGACGCCAAGAGAUUAGAAUACAUCUUUAGCAAAUUGGAGUUUACCAUACGGUCAUUCACCAACCUGACUGACACACGAAUGGUAGAGGAAAUGCAACACAUAGCCUCUACAAUCGACCAUAAGCCCUUCGACGCUUUCGUCUGUUGUAUCCUAUCUCACUGUGUGAAGGAUAAGGUGUAUGGGACAAACUGUGAAGUGGUGAAGGUUAGUGACCUUACCGCGCCUUUCAGAGCGUCGGCGUGCCCUUCCCUGGCAGGCAAACCUAAAAUGUUCUUCAUCCAAGGAGCUCAAGGCCAUAUCCGAAUGCAAGGGUUGAACGUUGAGGACGAUGUAUCCAUGGCUAACGACGACCCACCGCAGAACAGAUCCGACAAACCGACACAUCCUUCUGAGAGAACACCAACAGCAUUAAACAUCAUCCCUGAUGAAUCUGAUUUCCUUCUCGGGUACGCUACAGCGCCAGGGUACGUGUCCUACCGGAGCAGGCAUCAUGGCUCUUGGUACAUUAUCAAGCUGGCUGAAGUGUUGGAGAAGCAUGGAGACACACAGGAUCUUCUCGGCUGCUUGCUUAUGGUGAACGAUGAAAUAGCCAAGGGCAAUGCUUACAUGGGCGAUGGAGUGUUUAAGCAGAUCCCGGCUCCGAUGUUCACCCUCAGGAAGAAGGUGAACCUCACGAGUGAUCCGCUGUGGUCCAGAUCACUGUCGGCCGUCAGCGAAUAACGCUGCGAAUACACUUGAAAGAUAACGAGCUCUUGUAUACAGGCAUGUAUUUUUGACUGAGGUAGCCAGUAAUGGAAACAAUGCUCAUCUUGUGGUUACAGAAGGUACGCAUCUUCCUGCAAUGAAUGAGAUGGUUGUAGACAUAACGAAAGUCCAAUAACGGCUAUCGGUUAUCGUUCCUCCCUGUGAGGUCCUUAAAUGUACUACACGUUUAAUUUGAAUCAAUUAUUACUGCCAGUUACAAAAGACAAUGUUCUGCGUCUUUAUCAACUGGUGUCCUGUAUAAGGAGCAUCUCAGGGCCUAGUGGUUAAAGCGUUCGCUCGUCAUGCCGAACACUCAUUUCAUUCACACUCAUUACGUGUGCUACGCAUAAUUGCCAAGGUAUGGUAUACGUGAUUAGCUUGGUAGAGGAGUCCACUCAAAGGCCUAUGCCAAAAAUCAAAAACACGUUAAUUUUUAUUUUAUUAUGUAAUCCAAUAUUCAAUUAACAACCACGUCAACAUGUUAUCAUGGUAGGUAACAUAUGUUUUGGUGGGGGAGAUUUUUUUCACUUAUGAAAAAUGAAAAAGGGGAGGUGGCAACCCCGAGACCGAGAACUCCCCCCCCC